AUGUCAAAAGAUACACCAAAACUAGUUGAACAUGCGUUAACCACCCUAUCAAAGGUGAUUGAAUCAGACACCAACAUAUCAACCGUUGAUUUGAAUCUACUAGAAAAUCUAAACACUAACCAAUCAUUAAACUAUAUCAAAUUGGAAAAUAAUUUGAAUGAUCUUGAAGCAAAUGGUAAACAUUUGGAACUCUUGGAGAAGGAAUUUGAUCAACAUUCGAAAUUAUUGUUUGAUAUAGAGAAGAAAGUGACUAAAAUUGAAGCAAUUAUAAACGAGCUUGAUAGCUGGUCUAAAGAGCUCGAAACGGACUUGAAGAAAUAA
Molecule: messenger RNA, 321 nt
Organism: Lodderomyces orthopsilosis Co 90-125
Lineage: Eukaryota; Fungi; Ascomycota; Pichiomycetes; Serinales; Debaryomycetaceae
Exons: 2
Coding region: 1-321 (106 amino acids)
Source: RefSeq, a predicted model, not a curated record